Contarinia nasturtii (swede midge) is the source of this 2114-nucleotide messenger RNA. RefSeq names its product T-complex protein 1 subunit epsilon (gene CCT5). Gene Ontology annotation, molecular function: ATP-dependent protein folding chaperone; ATP binding; ATP hydrolysis activity. Gene Ontology annotation, cellular component: chaperonin-containing T-complex. The record is from RefSeq and is a predicted model, not a curated record. Gene Ontology annotation, biological process: protein folding. Lineage: Eukaryota; Metazoa; Arthropoda; Insecta; Diptera; Cecidomyiidae. The coding region runs from base 154 to 1791 and encodes 545 amino acids. The transcript is spliced from 5 exons.
UGACAGCUAGUAGGGCGCGUGAUUGUCAGUCAACUUCAUUGUGCAUAAUUGUGUAGUGGAAAAGACCCGGCUACGUCCAAAUCGAACAAAACGAAAUAACAUUUUAAUCGAAAAUCAUCGGUGUGAAAAUUGUGUUAAAUUUAAUUUAAAACAAUGGUUUCGUUUCCCGGCAGUAUUGCUUUUGAUGAAUUUGGCAAGCCUUUCAUCAUUUUACGUGACCAGGACCAGCAAAAGCGUCUCACAGGCAACGAUGCAAUUAAGAGUCACAUUAUGGCUGGCAAACAAAUUGCAUCGACGUUAAAAACAUCGCUCGGUCCAAAAGGUUUGGAUAAAAUGAUGGUUAGCAGUGAUGGUGAUGUGACUGUGACAAAUGACGGUGCAACCAUUUUAAAGAUGAUGGAUGUUGAACAUGAAAUUGGUAAAUUAAUGGUACAAUUGAGUCAAUCGCAAGACGAUGAAAUCGGUGAUGGUACAACUGGUGUUGUUGUAUUGGCCGGAGCUCUGUUGGAUCAAGCUGAAGCAUUACUUGAUCGGGGCAUUCAUCCAAUUCGAAUUGCUGACGGUUUUGAAUUGGCCGCACAAUGCGCUGUUAAGUGUUUGGAUUCGAUAGCUGAACCGUUUCCAGUUUCGUUGAAUGACAUUGAACCAUUGGUACGCGUUGCAAUGACCACACUUGGCAGCAAAAUCAUCAAUAAAUGUCAUCGUCAAAUGGCCGAAAUUGCAGUUAAUGCCGUUCUCACUGUUGCCGAUUUGGAAAAGAAAGAUGUUAACUUUGAAUUGAUUAAAAUCGAAGGCAAAGUCGGUGGUCGCAUGGAAGAUACGAUGUUAGUAAAAGGUGUUGUAUUAGACAAAACAAUGAGUCAUCCACAAAUGCCAAAAAGCAUGAAGGAUGUAAAAAUGGCAAUUUUAACCUGUCCAUUUGAACCACCAAAGCCAAAAACCAAGCAUAAGUUGGAUGUUAAAUCGGCCGAAGAUUAUAAAAAAUUGCGUGCCUACGAAGCGGAAAAAUUCGCAACAAUGGUGAAACAAGUGAAAGAAGCCGGAGCAACAUUGGCUAUAUGUCAAUGGGGUUUUGACGACGAAGCAAAUCAUUUGUUGUUGCAACAAAAUUUGCCGGCCGUUCGAUGGGUUGGUGGUCCUGAAAUUGAAUUGAUUGCAAUUGCAACUGGUGGUCGCAUUGUGCCACGUUUCGAAGAAUUGAGCGCUGAUAAAUUGGGUAAUGCGGGCAUCGUACGUGAAUUGGCAUUUGGCACAACAAAAGAUAAAAUGUUGGUGAUCGAAGAUUGUAAAAAUACAAAAGCUGUUACAAUUUUAAUUCGUGGCGGCAAUCAAAUGAUUAUUGCCGAAGCAAAACGUUCGAUUCAUGAUGCAUUGUGUGUUGUACGCUCAUUGAUCAAAGAUUCGCGUAUCGUUUAUGGUGGCGGUGCUGCUGAAAUUGCAUGCUCAUUGGCUGUUGCCAAGGAAGCCGAUCAAUUGUCAUCACUUGAACAAUAUGCAUUCAGAUCGUUCAGCGUUGCACUCGAAAGUAUUCCAUUGGCAUUGGCCGAAAACAGUGGACUAGCACCAAUUGAAACAUUAUCGGAAUUGAAAUCACGACAUGUUAACGAAAAAUGCUCAUCAUUGGGUGUUGAUUGUAUGCUUACCGGUGAAUCAGAUAUGAAAAAACAUCACGUCAUCGAAUCAUUGCAUUCAAAGAAACAGCAACUCAUUUUGGCCACACAACUCGUUAAAAUGAUAUUGAAAAUCGACGAUAUCCGCUCGCCAAACGACAGCCAUGGCCAUGGAUACUAAACAACCACAUAUAUGCAUAUACAACACUCUCAAACCACACACUAGCAUUUUAUUUUUCUACCAUCAAUCUAACAAGCCAGAGAAACAAUAAACACUCAUCAAAUUUUUUUGGUUUAAUUUAUAGUAUUGCGCUUCGUAUGAAUAAUAAUUAAAAGAAAUGAACACCCACACACAAUCGAAUAAAUACACGUUAAAAAAACACCAACAUUCAGUUUUUGUCAGUCGUGCCGUUCUGACAUCCGUUUUGAGUUAUGUUUUAAACACUCAGUGAAAUGUUUAAUAAAAUAUUACCAACUAUAUUUUUUGCUUAACAAUCAUCGAAA